ACGUCAGCAGGAAGUGUGGCGGGGUUCCUGCUCAGCUUCGCCCCUAUCAGCUCUGCAGCGGUGAUGUUUGUAUAGUUAAACAAGUGACAAAGAGACGAUGCCUGUUGAGAGUAUUCCUGUCCGGGAUGUGUCCUUACAUUACCGCUUACUCCAGCAGUAUCUGGUGCUUCUUAAGAAAUACCCGAUACUCACGAAGUCUGUGACCAGUGGCAUCCUCUCAGCUUUAGGAAAUCUUCUGUCCCAAACUUUGGAGGCAAGAAAAAAGGCCAAAAAUGGAGCCCCGGUUAAUGAGGUCGACGUGGCUGGCGCUGCUCGCUAUGCCAUUUAUGGGUUUCUUAUUACCGGACCAGUGAGUCAUUACUUUUACCAGCUGAUGGAGGUGUGGAUGCCUACCACAGACCCCUUGUGCAUAGUCAAACGUCUGCUACUGGAUCGGCUGUUUUUCGCCCCUGGAUUUCUGCUCCUCUUCUACUUUGUUAUGAACAUCCUGGAGGCUAAAGGGUGGCAAGAUUUUGAAAAGAAGAUGAGAGGAAGUUACUGGACCGCCUUGAAGAUGAACUGGAAAGUCUGGACCCCCUUCCAGUUCAUAAAUGUCAACUUUGUGCCUGUUCAGUUCAGAGUGCUGUUCGCCAACAUGGUCGCCUUGUUCUGGUAUGCCUAUCUUGCAUCUGUGAGGAAAUGAUGCCACCAGGGAUUUCUGCACCGUCAGCGAGCUGAGACGAUACCACCAGGCUGUUAACUGUGCUACUGUAGACCUGUUCCUAAUCUGAACAAUAACUUCUGCAUGCAGUAGCUCCUCUGAUUUACAGGUUAAAGCCAUUAUAACAUGCUGCUAUAACACUUUGGCUACAUGACUGCCUUCGUGGGAGCAAAACAGCACUGCCAAAAGCUUGAAAACCGAUUGGUAAACUUUGAAUAAUGUGAUUGAGGAAGUCUCUCUAACACUGGAAUGAUGUCAGAUUUUACCACACACUGCCUAAGCUGCAGCUCCACCCCUGAGCUGACGAAACUUCUGGAAAUGAGUCAUUUCAUUUCAUUUUACAGUAAAAACAAACUGUACUUCUUAGUCACAAGGUGCUUUAGAAAAUUAAAAGAAGACAAUAAGACA
Acanthochromis polyacanthus (spiny chromis) is the source of this 1108-nucleotide messenger RNA. RefSeq names its product peroxisomal membrane protein 2 (gene pxmp2). NCBI's taxonomy places the organism in Eukaryota, Metazoa, Chordata, Actinopteri, Pomacentridae. The record is from RefSeq and is a predicted model, not a curated record. Gene Ontology annotation, cellular component: membrane; cytoplasm. Bases 98 to 682 code for a protein of 194 amino acids. The transcript has 5 exons.